UCUUAACUCCCAGUGAACAGUUAAAAGCUGUGCUGGCCGCCUUGUCGUGUCGCUUCUCCUCCCACUCCGCCAAACCGUAUAAAACACAUCUGAAAAUUAGCAACACGAGCAAACUUGUCGUGCCCUCAACUGCGAGCAGAGAUGGAGGCGAGAGACGGCCAAAGCUCGACUUUCCCGGACAUCGUGGAGCUGAACGUGGGUGGUCAGGUGUACGUGACCGGGCUGGACACGCUCAGGGCGGUGCCAGACUCCCUACUGUGGGCCAAGUUCAGCCAAAGUUCACCGGACGAGCUUCCCAAAGACGCCAAGGGUCGCUACUUUUUCGACCGAGACGGCUUUCUGUUCCGUUACAUUCUGGACUACUUGCGGGACUCGGAGCUCUUCCUGCCCGAGUUCUUCAAGGAGAGGAGGAGGUUGCAGAAGGAAGCGGACUUCUUCCAGCUCGCGGAGCUGUCGAGGCGCCUGGCGGCCCCCGUCAAGGACGGCUCCCCCACGGAGGACAGCGGGGAGCCGGAAGAGGCAGAGCUCGCCAGCCCGUCCGCCACCUCGCCCUCCUCACACCGAACGAGCGCGGGUUACAUCACGAUAGGCUACCGGGGCAGCUACACCAUCGGCAGAGACAUCCAGGCGGACGCCAAAUUCCGCCGGGUGGCCAGGAUAACCGUGUGCAGCAAGAUCUGCCUCGCCAAAGAAGUGUUUGGGGACACGUUGAACGAGAGCCGGGACCCGGACCGACCCCCGGACAAAUACACGUCCAGGUACUACCUCAAGUACAACUUCCUGGAGCAGGCGUUCGACCGGCUGGCCGAGGCCGGCUUCCACAUGGUUGCCUGCAACUCCACGGGGACUUGCUCGUACGCCAGCAGCGACCCGGGCGAGGACAAAGUGUGGACCAGCUACACCGAGUACGUUUUCAGUCGGUGAACUCCAAUGGACCCUUGGACGUGGCAGUGGCCACUUAUUUCUGCAGUGUUUAUUGUAGUCUACCGUGUGUUUUCUAGGUACACUUUGUGUAUCCGGUAUUUAAGCGCUAAGGAGAAAAAGUGUUCAUACAGGUGGGGGUCACCAACCUUUUGGAAAGUGAGUAUCAAAGUUUGAGACGCAUGGCAAAAAGUAACACACUUGCUCAAAUGACCUCUAGUUUGAUGUCAUUCAAUUUAAUUGAUUAACAUAAAUGUGCAACAUCCCCCCCCCCAUGUGGUUUCAGUUUAUAAUCACUUCUUAAACAUUCCAACAAAACAAUUACGCGUAGCUCUUUUUAGAACAUGCUUAUGGGCUACUCAUGGGAUCCUCACCUUGUUGAUGGCCAAGCGCAUCCAGCACAUGAAAUGUAAAAAUGUUUUGCUUGGUGUUUAAAUGCACCUACUAUUUGUACGUGUAUUAUUGUUUUGGUGGUAUUAUGACAGAGCUUAGCUUUAGAAAUUCUUCUGGAAUAAUUUUUAAAAUCCCUUUGUUGCUCAGGAUUGUACUUGGUCUAUAUAAACAACAAGAAAAUGCUCAUCACUUAAUUUUUUUUGUAAAAUAUUUGUAUUGCAAUAAUAAUCAUUUACAUGACUGGGAGUCAGAUUGGCUCAUUCUGAUUCUCAGAUUAAAAGAAAAAGCCCAAAAUAGCCUGUGACAUGUGUAUGAUCUGUGUAUUUAACUAUAUUGAAUAAAGUGUGACAAGGAAAUUCA
Syngnathoides biaculeatus (alligator pipefish) is the source of this 1674-nucleotide messenger RNA. Its product is annotated as BTB/POZ domain-containing protein KCTD12-like. Lineage: Eukaryota; Metazoa; Chordata; Actinopteri; Syngnathiformes; Syngnathidae. Gene Ontology annotation, cellular component: postsynaptic membrane; presynaptic membrane. Gene Ontology annotation, biological process: regulation of G protein-coupled receptor signaling pathway; protein homooligomerization. The record is from RefSeq and is a predicted model, not a curated record. The coding region runs from base 142 to 924 and encodes 260 amino acids. Gene Ontology annotation, molecular function: protein binding. The transcript has a single exon.